CUCUCCCCGGCCACUUCGUUCAGCGAAUCCCGAGGUGUUCCCAGGCCAGUGCAGAGACGGUCUCUCCGUGUCCUGGGGCUUCCCCAAGGCCUCCUUCCGUUUGGACGUGCCCUGAGCACCUCCCCAGGGAGGUGUCCUGACCAGAUGCCAGAGCCAUCUCAUCUGGGUCCUCUCAAUGCGGAGGAGCAGCACUUCUACUCCCGGAUGACGUGCUUCUUACCUUAUCUCUUAAGUGAGAGCCCAGCCACCCUAUGGAGAAAACUCAUUUCAGCCGCUUGUACCUGCCGUCUUGUCCUUUCGGCCCCUACCCAAAGCUCAUGACCACAGGUGAGGUAGGGGUGAGAUCCUGCCCCAAGUGGAGGUGUUUACGUACCUAGGGGUCUUGCUCACGAGUGAGAGAAGGAUGGAACGUGAGAUCGACAGGUGAAUUGAUGCAGUGUCUACAGUGAUGCGGACUCCGUAUCGGUCCGUUGUGGUAAAGCGGGAGCUGGGCCCAAAGGCAACGCUCUCAAUUUACCGUCACCUAUGGUCAUGAAUCUUAUCAUUUUAGUCCCAUCUUACAAUAUGAAAUAUUGGAUCAAAUAUGAAUACACUCAACCGAACAUAACACAAGUUUAUUAAUAUGUAAGUACUUGAUUAAUGCUCACUUAAUUAACGCGAAUUUGAAGAAAAGUGUAAUAUGAAUGUGUACCGAUUACGCGUUACCAACAAAAUAGCUUACUAAAAAAAGUCAGACCACAGCACGUUUAAUGUGUAACUAGCUGACUAAUGCUCAAGCAAUUAAAUAACAUUUUUGAAGUCAUUUGCUAUUGUCAUUGUAACAUGUCAACCGGGAAAUGCUGCAAUCCAUGCUGUUGCUUCCUGUUUACCUUGGCGCCUCAAACAUACAACCAAUUACAGACCACCUUCUUGUUCUUUACAUUAAUUGGCCCGCGGCAUCAUAGUACUUCUUGUAGCCAUUGGUUCGAAACAAAACCAAAAGUAACGACUUCUUUGUACACGCACGGUAGUAAAAGUAUCCAUAGUAAAGUUAUGUGAAGUGCACACAUUAAAAACGGCUUAGUACAGUAACGAAUGAUUUAUACUUCUAUCCGGGAGGAGAUGAACGACGUUAAUAGAAACCUGCUAGAAACAAGGCCAUUAGUGUCCAUAGAAAUGGACGACAGAGGGCAGCACUGACUGACUGGAAAACACCCAGACAGGAACGAACUCAACAUCAUCCGUCUUGAGCUGGAUCAAAAUGUCAGCCAUUACAAACAUGAUGGUGACUUUAAAGUAUCGUUGAAUACAUUUACAUCUGUGGAAAAACAUACAGAAAAAACAAUGUUGUGGCCAGUUAAUGUAAAUACGUUUGAGUGAAUUAUUUUGGAAAAAAAAAACCCGUCACCCUGAGGUAUAGACAAAUGUAUUUCGUACGUGCUGCUCUUUUGUUGUGUAAUAUAAUUUAUCUAGCAUUUCUGACUUUAUUACGACGACAAAACGUUCUCCGCGUGACCAAAUACGUGGUUUACCUUGCCUCAUACGUUGACGCUUGAUAUUCACUUACUUUGAAGUCGCACCGGAAGUGGAUAACCGCCAUGUGAUUAGAGCUUAACUUGAAACGACGUCUAAUGUCGAAGUUGAACCUUGUUGCGGUUCCGCCUGGGGCUCCGACGGGUAAGAAACUAAAUAUUUAGAGUAGAAAUAUUUUUUUCGUUGAUGUAAGCAGUCGAAACGUUUCGUCACAGACUGUACCAAGGCUAAUUUGCAGACAUUUUUCUACUUUUUGGGCCUGCGGAAAGCAGUGAAGCUAACGUGAAGUAGCUACCAUGUCGGGGAAAGAAAGUCCUGGUUUUGUGGCCUCUUCUAGACCCAGGACGUCAUUUCUCUGAUACCACCGAAGAAGAACAAGUUCGGCACACAAGUUUCACCUGGACGCUCGGCUUUCAAUGCUACCAACAAUCGGUUUCCAGUGUUGAACACCAGCGUUUAGCUCCACUUGAUAGCUUGCCAGCCAUGGCGGACAGCAUUGGAGAGGAGUCCACCGGUGACACUUUGGGUUCUGACGGUACCGGGCCAGGCGACGGACACUCGCCCCUUUUGCUGGCGAACUCUCUGACGGGUGGGCACCUGAGCUCCAACAUGGCUUCGCCCAGCGAGGGCGACCAGGUGGGACCUGAUGGGUCCCCUACGGACGGACUGACGGCGACGGCCACUGACUUCUGGAACGCGUUCGGCUUGUCCCCACCGAUGGUGUCGGUGUCACCCAACGUGCACAGCCCUGCAUCCCCGCAGGGUGUGGGUCAAGGGGUGGGCGGAGUGGCCGGACCCGGUCCCUUAACGCAAGUCUACGCCGCUUCCUGGGACCCGACCCGGAGUACGGACUGGGACAACGAGAAGACUUCACAGCCUGCUAUUUUAAGAAUAAAGAGGGAUAUCAUGUCCAUCUACAAGGAACCUCCACCAGGAAUGUUUGUUGUUCCUGAUCCACAAGACAUGACCAAGAUCCACGCCUUGAUCACGGGGCCAUUUGACACGCCAUACGAGGGCGGUUUCUUCCUCUUCUUGUUUCGAUGUCCCCCCGAUUAUCCCAUCCACCCACCACGGGUCAAGCUCAUCACUACCGGCCAGAACACGGUCCGAUUCAAUCCCAACUUCUACCGCAACGGCAAAGUCUGCCUCAGCAUCCUCGGAACGUGGACGGGUCCAGCAUGGAGUCCAGCACAGAGUAUUUCCUCUGUCCUCAUUUCCAUCCAGUCUCUGAUGACAGAGAAACCCUAUCACAAUGAACCUGGCUUUGAGCAGGAGCGUCAUCCAGGGGACAGUAAGAACUAUAACGAGUGUAUCCGUCAUGAAACCAUGAGGGUGGCUGUAUGCGACAUGCUGGAGGGCAAAGUUCCUUGUCCUGAAGCUCUGUGGAGCGUGAUGGAGAAGUCCUUCUUAGAAUACUAUGACUUUUAUGAGGGAGUUUGCAAGGACAGGCUGCAUCUACAAGGACAGAACAUGAAGGACCCGUUUGGAGAGAAGCGGGGGCAUUUUGAUUACCAGCGGCUGCUGACUCGACUGGGCGCCAUUCACAGGCGAAUACGAGAGAAGCGCGUGAUGAGCGAUCCCAACGAGCACGACUCUGACUCUGACACCAGCUCGUCCGAGACGGACCCGGACAGCCAGGGUAGCACCCAGCCUUGACUCUUUAGAACCCGGGCCAAGAUCAGAGGACGCAAUGCUGAGUGGAAUGAUUGAUGGAUGAUCUCCGUGAAGUCCACGUGAAGCAGGAAGACUUGAGGAGCACUGCUGCAGCUGUGGAUGUGACCUGCAAGACAUCUUCUAUACAUUUCAACAUAAACAUUCCCUCUGCUUGCUUGCUUGGCGUCCUACAUUCAUUCAUUCAUUCAUUCCUAAAAGACACACACUGUACUCCCAAAUAUUCCACCCGGCCCCUUCUUAAACAUUGGUACAGAAGUAUUUGAUCCCCUGCUGAUUGCAUAAGUUGACUUCCUUACAAAGAUUAUUUCAUUGUAGAUUUAUGUCAACAUGGAAACAGAGAAGCAUAAAAGCAUGUGUCCUUCCACCAAUAGUGCUCUUUCCCACCAAGGUCUUGUGCAGGUCUGCAGCUCUAUGGUCUUUCCCGUGGUGGUGGUUUCUAGGAUUUCUUGAGUUCAUAAAGUCAUGUGUUUGUAUUUACAUCAGCAGGGUAUCAAAUACGUACAUUUUGCAACAAAGAGUGCAAGUGUAGCAAAUGUCUGACUUCCCUGAUAAAUAAAAAUGUUUGGACGUGUCUGCUGGGACAUUGUGGACUA
Molecule: messenger RNA, 3779 nt
Organism: Dunckerocampus dactyliophorus (ringed pipefish)
Lineage: Eukaryota; Metazoa; Chordata; Actinopteri; Syngnathiformes; Syngnathidae
Gene: ube2z
Product: ubiquitin-conjugating enzyme E2Z
Exons: 7
Coding region: 1996-3168 (390 amino acids)
Biological process (GO): negative regulation of apoptotic process
Cellular component (GO): nucleus
Molecular function (GO): cysteine-type endopeptidase inhibitor activity; ubiquitin conjugating enzyme activity
Source: RefSeq, a predicted model, not a curated record